Molecule: messenger RNA, 1453 nt
Organism: Leguminivora glycinivorella
Lineage: Eukaryota; Metazoa; Arthropoda; Insecta; Lepidoptera; Tortricidae
Product: juvenile hormone epoxide hydrolase-like
Exons: 8
Coding region: 47-1432 (461 amino acids)
Biological process (GO): epoxide metabolic process
Molecular function (GO): epoxide hydrolase activity
Source: RefSeq, a predicted model, not a curated record
GUCAGUGCUCGUCCACCGGGCGUCUGUGCGCACGCGUCUGAUCAAGAUGGCUCGACUACUCUUCCUAGUCCCCUUAUACGCCCUGGCGGCGGUGGGGAUAUACGUCAUGUUCUUGAAGAAACCUCCUCCCCUUCCUAAGAUGGACCUGAACGCGUGGUGGGGACCUAAGGAGUUGAAGAGCAAGCAGGAUACUAGCAUCAGGCCGUUCAAGGUCACGUUCAGUGAAGCGAUGAUCAAGGACCUCAAAGAGCGUCUCAAGAACCACCGCAAGUGGACUCCUCCGCUGGAGAACAUCGGCUUCCAAUAUGGCUUCAACAGCAAACAGCUGGACAGCUGGGUCUCGUACUGGGCCGACAAGUACAACUUCCAGGAGAGGGAGAGAUUCUUUAACAAGUUCCCGCACUACAAGACCAAUAUCCAGGGGCUGGAUAUUCACUUCAUCAGAGUUAAGCCAGAGGUCCCAGCAGGAGUGGAAGUCGUUCCCGUACUCUUCAUGCACGGCUGGCCAGGGUCGGUGCGGGAGUUUUACGAGGCGCUGCCUCACCUGACGGCCGUCGGUAAGGACCGAGACUUCGCCAUCGAGGCCAUCGUGCCCAGUCUGCCGGGAUACGGGUUCUCUGAUGCUGCAGUUCGCCCAGGACUGGGAGCCACUGAAGUGGCAGUGGUUUUCAGGAACCUGAUGCACCGCCUCGGCUUCAAGAAGUUCUACGCCCAAGGAGGAGACUGGGGCAGUGCGGUUGGCACUGCCAUGGCUACGCUGUUCCCCGAUGAGGUCCUCGGAUGGCACGCCAACUUCGCCCUGGUGCAGUCUCCCUACGCCACCUUCCAGAUGCUUCUUGGCUCAGUCCUGCCCUCCCUGGUGGUGGAACCUCACCUGGCCGACCGUUUGUAUCCGCUCGGGAAGACCUUCUCCUACUUAAUCGAGGAGUCGGGAUACAUGCAUAUUCAGGCCACGAAGCCGGAUACUGUUGGCGUUGCCCUCUCCGAUUCCCCAUCUGGUCUCCUCGCCUACAUCCUGGAGAAGUUCUCCACCUGGACCAACCCCAGCUGGAAGACCCGCGCCGACGGCGGUCUCGAAGAGCGGUUCACCCGCGACCAGCUCAUUGACAAUCUGAUGGUGUACUGGUCUACCAACUCCAUUACUACUUCUGUGAGGCUGUACGCGGAGAGCUUUGGGAAGGAGAUCGGAACGACACUUAACAAGAUCCCCACCUUCGUGCCCACUUGGCUCCUCCAAGCCAAACACGAGCUGGUGUACCAGCCGCCCUCGAUCCUCAAGGAGAAGUUCCCCAACACCAUUGGCGUGACCGUUCUCCAAGAGGGCGGCCACUUCAUCGCGUUCGAGAUGCCGGAGACGCUGGCGGCUGACGUGCUGAAGGCGAUCAGUGCAUUUAGGAAACUGGACAGGAGCAAGCUGAAGACUGAGUUGUAAAUAAAGCUUUAUACUUUUGUA